UAUAUCUAUGCGUUAAAAGUUACGCCUAUUGAGAAAAUGUCCCGCACUGAACUCGUCGCCCAACCGCCGGACGCCACAGAAAAUCCCUAUUGGGACCAGCUGAAGAAAGCGGCCAAACCGCCCCCAAAGGAAACGGAGGUUCAGACAGAACAGUACUUUUACGCCAUUCCGGCUAAGCGGUCGUUAAAAAGGGAAGAUGAUGGAAGACGAAAGAGCUGGAAACUUCGGAAGUUCGCUGACGGUACACCGGGCGAUGAUACGGAUGACAAAUCUGCUCUUGCUAACAAUCCUCCAGUUCGAAGUAAGUUUUCUUUCGUCAUUUUCCGUCGAGGUAUGUACUACAGCUACGGUGCGUCUAUCGUGGGUUUCAUGAAUAUCGAAACUGUCAGCAUUAAUUAUGACAUAGAGACUAAUCUGUCAGAUAACACACAGGAUGGUUGCUGGUUUUGCUUAGGCAACCCACAAGUUGCCAAGCAUCUAGUAGUCACUAUCGCAACUCAAGCCUACCUGGCAAUGCCUCGGGGUCCCUUAGUGAAAGAUCACCUACUCAUCCUCACAGUGGGCCACUAUCAGAACUGGAUGGCCUGUCCUGUAUCUGUGCGUAAGGACAUUGACGCCUACAAGACAAGUCUACGUGCCAUGUACAAGGCGGAGGGAAAAGCGAUGGUUGCCUUUGAGCGAAACUUCAAGACGCACCACUACCAACUUCAGGUUGUUCCGGUGCCCUUUUCGGUUGCCGCAGAAGUUAAGAAAGCCUUCUUGUCCUUGUCUCAAACCCUUGAAGGUUCUCCCUGCCGUUUGGAAUCCCUGCCGAAGUCCGCCGCACUCGAAGAUGUAUGUUUUCUUCAUCUAUUAUUCUCUAGACCAGGUGUGCCUUAUUUCUAUGUGGAGCUGCCGACAGGGGAGAAGUUAUUUAAUACUGUUGAAAAGGACCACAUUUCCUCUUCAGACAUAAAUUUCGGGAGGGCUGUAUUAGCCUCACCAGAGAUUCUCAACUGUCCGUCGAAAGUGAACUGGCGGGACUGCCUUGAGGAGGAGGCUGUGGAAACAGAGUUGACAAACGAGUUGAGGAAAAAAUUUUCAAAUUUCGAACUUAGCUAA
Molecule: messenger RNA, 1101 nt
Organism: Dibothriocephalus latus
Lineage: Eukaryota; Metazoa; Platyhelminthes; Cestoda; Diphyllobothriidea; Diphyllobothriidae
Source: the annotation of a GenBank genome assembly